CGCUCAUCGUCCCUAUCUUUCCUAUUCGGACCUCGAUUUGCGUCACUUCAGCGCAACUGAGUCCGUCACUGUCUCCAUUUUGUGCACAGAACAGCUACGUAAAGGUUUAUCAAGCGAUAGCAAAGCAUUUGGGAAGUUCGAUGUCCCCUUUUUUUUUCACAUUCGCGGACGCAUGACCCUGCCGACGAAUUCUAGCAACAAGAGGGCUGGCUGAUCGAGCGGCCUGUCUUGCCUCUUAUAUCUCUGACAUGUUCGCUGUAUUGUAGCAGAGGAGUGCCGUGCCAUGGUAUUGCCAUUCAUCGCUACCAUUCCCUGAACGCCCUCACCCAAGAUGGCCAGCCUGACGGGCGCCGCGUCAACGCGACCGUCGUUGGGCGCCUUUGUCAUGACGGCCGAGGUCGUUCUGAGCAGCCUCUUUCCCUCCUCCUCGUCGCUUGCACUGCUCCCCCUUCUUCUCGCGGUCCGAGGACUCAAGCUUCUCCAUGGCAUCUACGAGCGCCGCAUCGAGCGCCUGAAGACGAGCGAUUGCGUUACGGCGCACCUUCGCCUGGCCUUCUUCUUUGUGUUCCUACUUGUCCUCGACGGCACCCUCGCGCUGCAUGUCCUCGACGCUCUCAGCACCCCUGGCAGGGCCGGAACAAACGGCGUCAUUGCCCUCGUGCUCGCCACCGACGUGAUGGCGCUCCCCGCUCACCUCUGGCGCGGCACGGCGGCCUACUUUAUCGGCUUGCACCUGUCCACCUUUGAUGAGUCGUGCUCGCCGCGCACGCGCCACAUGCGCUUGGCUGUCUUGCGCCUCACCAUCGACGUGAUCAAGCUGCUCAACCAGCUCGCGCUCCUCUCCUGCCUCGUUCCGGCUCCCAGCAGCAGCAGCAGCAGCAGCAGCUCGCGUCACGGACAGAGGCGUGACGAAUUCGUCCACUUGCCGCUGGUGGCCUGGCAGCUCGCAAAGACGUCCAUCAGCCUCUACGACGGGGCAAGGGCGAUGCACGCCGAGUCGACGCGGGUCAAGGCCGUCGUUGAACGGCUGCCAAAUGCCAGCUUCCUCUCCAGUGACGUAAAGGGAACCAUCGUCGAAGGGCAAGCCGCUCAAGACCACGCCUGCUGCCUCAUCUGCCGCGAAGACAUGGCAGACGGCAGCGGCGCCAAGCGGCUUCCCUGCCAUCAUGCAUUCCACGCACGCUGCAUCUCGACCUGGCUCGACGUCCGGCUCCAGUGCCCCACUUGUCGAAAGGCCGUCUGACCCACACUCACUUGGUGACUUAUACCCUCAUUAAUUCGAAAGACGCCGCUUGUACUAUAGGUAUGUUCUCGAAAGAAGAGCUACGGUUGCUCUGAUACAGUGUAUGAGUAAAAUAAGAAAAGAUACAGGGCUACUUCUACAAAGAUAUACACAAUAUAUGGAUGACUUGUCUGCCUUCACUGAAGGC
This is a messenger RNA of Acaromyces ingoldii, 1430 nucleotides long. RefSeq lists its product as hypothetical. The record is from RefSeq and is a predicted model, not a curated record. The coding region runs from base 386 to 1243 and encodes 285 amino acids. The transcript has a single exon. Lineage: Eukaryota; Fungi; Basidiomycota; Exobasidiomycetes; Exobasidiales; Cryptobasidiaceae.